AUGGCUUCGGUGCGUCUAUCGUCGCAGUUUGUAGUGUAUCUGGUGGUGGUGAUUGGAUGGCAACAGGCGAUCGAUCGUUGCACCGGAAACGUGAUUCUCCAGGACGAGACGGAGCAAGUGAUCGACCUGUCCCACCUCGGUUCGGCGUUGUACGGUAGGCCUGACGAGGCCACCGGUAACCGGGUGGCUAAGUUCAACUCGUCUACCCACAGUGGUAACGUGGAAGAACUGGGCAGCUACCUGCAGGGUGACAUUCUGGUGGAUCGUCCCAAAGGACGUAACGGGCUGGCGAACACAGCCACCCGCUGGCCCAACGCAGUGGUACCGGUCGUGAUCACCGGAAGCUUCGAUGCUGCGGGGAUUAAAUUGAUCAAUGACGCGAUAAACCAGUUCCACGCCAAAACGUGCAUUCGUUUCAAGGCUCGGACCACCGAGAAGGACUACGUAUCGAUCGAAAGUGCCACCACCGGUUGUUGGUCCAGCGUGGGACGGAUCGGUGGCAAACAGACGGUUAACCUGCAGGUGCCCGGGUGCACAUCGGUGGUUGGAACCGCAAUGCAUGAGCUGAUGCACGCUGUCGGGUUUCUGCACGAACAGAGCCGCGAGGAUCGAGACACCUACGUAGCAAUACAGCUCGAUAAUGUCCAAUCCGGUAUGGCUGGCAAUUUCGAUAAGGCACAAGCCGGCUCAACUAACAACUUUGGGGUUCAAUACGACUAUGGCAGCGUCAUGCACUAUUCUGCUACCGCAUUCUCCAAGAAUGGCAAGCCAACGAUCGUGGCUAAGCAAACAUUCACCGGCACCAUGGGCCAACGGGAUGGUUUCAGUGCUAAGGAUCUCACCAAACUGAAACUCAUGUACAAUUGCAAGUAG
Molecule: messenger RNA, 873 nt
Organism: Anopheles bellator
Lineage: Eukaryota; Metazoa; Arthropoda; Insecta; Diptera; Culicidae
Product: zinc metalloproteinase nas-4-like
Exons: 3
Coding region: 1-873 (290 amino acids)
Biological process (GO): proteolysis
Molecular function (GO): metalloendopeptidase activity; zinc ion binding
Source: RefSeq, a predicted model, not a curated record